CUCUAUAUGGAUCAGAUAAAUCAGUAGACUUCAGCUGCUCGUGCUGUGUCAGGUGGUCGAUUAAACAGCGAAAAGGCACUUCAUUACCAUUGCUCACCUUGAAUUACGGGUACACACUAACCGCAUUCGCGGCGCGCGAGACCUAAAGUACUUUAGAUCGACUCAACGGCAUCGAUCGCGCCCUCUUUAAACGACCGUUGCAGUAUAGCCGGCACACUACGAUAUGGCUCAUUCAACAAGCACUAACUGUGGACCGUACGAUGGAUAUAUACCGGCAAGUCAACUGCCACACCGAAAUCAAAAGAACAUGUUUUACGUCACUGACAGCAGGUGCAAACGAUACUUUUGUGCCGUCUGUGGGGAUUGCCAUCCAGUACAGAACGAUUGUGCGCAACGUGUCACCGAAUGGUUAACGGGCACCACACUGCCGGAUGCACUACACCGGUCGUUGGAAGCAAGCAUUGUGGACAACUACACAUAUAUGCGAUUCAAAGAAGCUCGGAGGGUAGACGACAAUCCUUGCUCAGUCCUGUACGAGGAAAGUGAAAGACGAAAAAGAGCGGCAAAAGCGUUGACAGAGUGUUGAACUACUUUCAGUAACCGAACUUUUACCUUGCUUGAACGCGAUACUGAGAUUAUUUAUACCACAAUUUCAUUUAUAGAUUACAUGAUGAGUUCAA
Messenger RNA from Dicrocoelium dendriticum, 680 nucleotides. The record is from the annotation of a GenBank genome assembly. Lineage: Eukaryota; Metazoa; Platyhelminthes; Trematoda; Plagiorchiida; Dicrocoeliidae.